AUGAUGAACGCUAUCGUCAAGAAGGUUAUUACACCACAAGUUGCAUCACAACUCAGAUCUUCAUUCGUCAGAUCAUACUCGACUGUUGCUCCAAAAGAGAUAUACCAACAACAACAACAACAAAGAUGUACAUGGUUAAACAAAGAAGAAAGAAGAAAGAAGAAAGUUACAGUUCGUGAAGCCAUCAACAGUGCUUUGGAAGAAGAAAUCGAAAGAGAUGAGAGAGUAUUCUUGAUGGGAGAAGAAGUAGCUCAAUACAAUGGUGCCUACAAGAUCAGUAAGGGUCUCUGGGACAAGUUUGGUUCAAAGAGAAUCGUCGACACCCCAAUCACAGAAAUUGGUUUUGCCGGUAUUGGUGCUGGUGCUGCCAUGUCUGGUCUCAGACCAAUCGUAGAGUUUAUGACUUGGAAUUUCAGUUUACAAGCUAUUGAUCAUAUUAUCAAUUCAUCAGCCAAGACUCAUUACAUGUCUGGUGGUACUGUUUUCAACCCAAUUGUAUUUAGAGGUCCAAACGGCCCACCAACCUCUGUCGGAGCUCAACACAGUCAAUGUUUUGCUGCUUGGUACGGACAAAUCCCAGGUCUCAAGGUCAUUGCCCCAUGGUCAGCCGAAGAUCAUCGUGGUCUCCUCAAGGCUGCCAUCCGUGACGACAAUCCAGUUGUCUGUCUCGAAUCUGAAAUUUUAUACAACUACAAGUUUACUCUUUCACCAGAGUCUCAAGACAAGGAUUUCCUUUUGCCAAUUGGCAAGGCCAAGGUUGAGCGUCAAGGUAGCGAUGUUACCAUUGUCGCCUUUUCACGUAUUGUCACUCAAUGCUUAGAGGCUGCUGAAAUCCUCGCCAAGGAAGGCAUCAACUGUGAGGUCAUCAACUUGCGUUCCAUCCGUCCACUCGACACUGAAACCUUGGUAAAGUCCAUCCAGAAGACAAACAGAAUGGUCACUGUCGAAGAAGGUUGGGCUCAACAUGGUGUCGGCUCUGAAAUCGCUGCCCAAAUGGUUGAAAACGCUUUCGACUAUCUCGAUGCUCCAAUUGAACGUGUUUGUGGUGCUGAUGUCCCAAUGCCAUACGCCAAGAAUUUGGAAGAUAAUGCUAUGGUCCAAACUCAAAAUAUUGUAAACGCAGUCAAGAGAGUUGUUGCACGUAAAUAA
Cavenderia fasciculata is the source of this 1149-nucleotide messenger RNA. It is a transcript of the gene pdhB, whose product is annotated as pyruvate dehydrogenase E1 beta subunit. NCBI's taxonomy places the organism in Eukaryota, Evosea, Eumycetozoa, Acytosteliales, Cavenderiaceae. The transcript is spliced from 5 exons. Bases 1 to 1149 code for a protein of 382 amino acids. Gene Ontology annotation, biological process: pyruvate decarboxylation to acetyl-CoA. The record is from RefSeq and is a predicted model, not a curated record. Gene Ontology annotation, molecular function: pyruvate dehydrogenase (acetyl-transferring) activity.